Mustela lutreola (European mink) is the source of this 1670-nucleotide messenger RNA. RefSeq names its product paired box 6 (gene PAX6). Bases 130 to 1440 code for a protein of 436 amino acids. The record is from RefSeq and is a predicted model, not a curated record. Gene Ontology annotation, molecular function: DNA-binding transcription factor activity, RNA polymerase II-specific; RNA polymerase II cis-regulatory region sequence-specific DNA binding. The transcript has 12 exons. Gene Ontology annotation, biological process: regulation of transcription by RNA polymerase II; anatomical structure development. Lineage: Eukaryota; Metazoa; Chordata; Mammalia; Carnivora; Mustelidae.
GGGGGAAGACUUUAACUAGGGGUGCGCAGAUGUGUGAGACCUUUUAUUGUAAGAGUGGACAGACAUCCCAGAUUUCAGAGCCCCAUAUUCGAACCCCGUGGGAUCCCGCGGCCCCCAGCGAGCGCCAGCAUGCAGAACAGUCACAGCGGAGUGAAUCAGCUCGGUGGUGUCUUUGUCAACGGGCGGCCACUGCCGGACUCCACCCGGCAGAAGAUCGUAGAGCUAGCUCACAGCGGGGCCCGGCCGUGCGACAUUUCCCGAAUUCUGCAGACCCAUGCAGAUGCAAAAGUCCAAGUGCUGGACAAUCAAAACGUGUCCAACGGAUGUGUGAGUAAAAUUCUGGGCAGGUAUUACGAGACUGGCUCCAUCAGACCCAGGGCGAUCGGUGGUAGUAAACCGAGAGUAGCGACUCCAGAAGUUGUAAGCAAAAUAGCCCAGUAUAAGCGGGAGUGCCCGUCCAUCUUUGCUUGGGAAAUCCGAGACAGAUUACUGUCCGAGGGGGUCUGUACCAACGAUAACAUACCAAGUGUGUCAUCAAUAAACAGAGUUCUUCGCAACCUGGCUAGCGAAAAGCAACAGAUGGGCGCAGACGGCAUGUAUGACAAACUAAGGAUGUUGAACGGGCAGACUGGAAGCUGGGGCACCCGCCCGGGUUGGUAUCCGGGGACUUCGGUGCCAGGGCAACCUACGCAAGAUGGCUGCCAGCAACAGGAAGGAGGGGGAGAGAAUACCAACUCCAUCAGUUCCAAUGGAGAAGAUUCAGACGAGGCCCAGAUGCGACUUCAGCUGAAGCGGAAGCUGCAGAGAAAUAGAACAUCCUUUACCCAAGAGCAAAUUGAGGCCCUGGAGAAAGAGUUUGAGAGAACCCAUUAUCCGGAUGUGUUUGCCAGAGAAAGACUAGCAGCCAAAAUCGAUCUACCUGAAGCAAGAAUACAGGUAUGGUUUUCUAAUCGGAGGGCCAAAUGGAGAAGGGAAGAAAAACUGAGGAACCAGAGGAGACAGGCCAGCAACACCCCCAGUCACAUCCCCAUCAGCAGUAGCUUCAGCACCAGUGUCUACCAACCUAUCCCACAACCCACCACACCUGUUUCCUCCUUCACCUCGGGCUCCAUGUUGGGCCGGACAGACACCGCCCUUACCAACACGUACAGCGCCCUGCCGCCUAUGCCCAGCUUCACCAUGGCGAAUAACCUGCCUAUGCAACCCCCAGUCCCCAGCCAGACCUCCUCGUACUCCUGCAUGCUGCCCACCAGCCCUUCGGUGAACGGGCGGAGUUAUGACACCUACACCCCCCCACAUAUGCAGACACACAUGAACAGUCAACCGAUGGGCACCUCGGGCACCACUUCCACAGGACUCAUUUCCCCUGGUGUGUCAGUUCCAGUUCAAGUUCCUGGAAGUGAACCUGAUAUGUCUCAGUAUUGGCCAAGAUUACAGUAAAAAAAAAAAAAAAAAGGAUAUAUUGUGUUAAUUCAGUCAGUGACUAUGUGGACACAACAGUUGGGCGUUCAGGAAGGAAAGAAAAAUGGUUGUUAGAAGCACUUCAGUUCUGCAAUUGUGUCCUGUAUUGUACCACUGGGGAAUGGACUUGAAACAAGGACCUUUGUAUACAGAAGGCACGAUAUCAGUUGGAACAAAUCUUCAUUUUGGUAUCCAAACUUUUAUUCAUU